AUGGCCUUAACGGACUUUUUUUCCUUAACAAAUGAAGAUUUAUGGAAAAUGCUUGCAGCAAUUUCACGCAAAACAUUCAACUCUAGAUCAAGCGCUGAACAGCUCUUAACCUUCAUCCGCGAAAUUCUUCCAACAAUUGAACAAAUCAAAUACUCCGGCGUCGAACUUCCACCGCCGAGACAAUCUCAUCUUGAUCGUCUCUCCGAGAUUCUCCGCUCCGGCGUUGAGCUUUCUCAUCAAGUCCUCGCCACUAGUCGCUGGAACGUUUAUCGUAACUUUCAGCUUGCGAAGAAGAUGGAGAAUCUUGAAGAGACUGUCACACAAAUCUUGCAGGUUCCGAUGCAAGCUUAUAUACUUGCUGAUAUCAACCAUGUAAGAGCCGAGAUGACGGAGCGGUUUGACCGGAUUGAGGAGUCGAACCGGAGGAUGGAGCGGUUUUUUGGAGGGAUGAAGAUUGGCGUUGGUGGUGUUGGGUGGGUUGAGGGAGCUGUGAGGUCUAGUGAGGAAGAUGAGGGUAGUUUGGGGAAUUUGGAUUUGAGUUUUGGUUUGGAGUUUGGGAAGAAUAAGGUUAUGGAAAUGGUUGUUGGAAGGAAAGAUUUUUGUCUUGUUGGAAUUUCUGGGAUUGGUGGAUCUGGGAAAACUACUCUUGCCAGAGAGAUUUGUAGAGAUGAACAAGUGAGAGGCUAUUUCAAAGAAAGGAUUUUGUUUUUGACUGUCUCGCAGUCUCCGAAUGUGGAGCAGCUGAGGGCAAAGAUUUGGGGACACAUAAUGGGAAAUGGAAGUUUCAAUACCAAUUAUGUUGUUCCUCAAUGGAAGCUGCAAUAUGAAUGCAGCGGGAGCCAACCUCAAAUCCUUGUUAUUCUGGAUGAUGUGUGGUCACCUUCUGUGCUGGAGCAGCUUGUGUUUAGAAUGCCUAAUUGCAAGUUCAUUGUGGUUUCCAGGUUCAUAUUCCCCAUUUUUAAUGCAACUUAUAAAGUUGAAUUGUUGGACAAAGAUGAUGCACUGUCUUUGUUCUGUCACCACGCUUUCGGACAGAAAUCAAUUCCUUUCGCAGCUAAUCAGAAUUUAGUCAAACAGGUUGUGGCUGAAUGUGGAAAUCUUCCACUAGCUCUUAAAGUGAUUGGCGCUUCGUUGCGAGAUCAAAAUGAAAUGUUUUGGUUAAGUGUUAAAACAAGGCUUUCUCAAGGGUUAAGUAUAGAUGAAUCCUAUGAACGUAAUCUGAUUGAUAGAAUGGCAAUCAGUACUAAUUACUUACCCGAAAAGAUCAAGGAGUGUUUCUUGGACCUUUGCUCCUUUCCUGAGGAUAAAAAGAUUCCUCUAGAAGUUCUAAUCAAUAUGUGGGUUGAAAUCCAUGAUAUUCAUGAAACAGAAGCAUAUGCAAUUGUGGUUGAGCUUUCAAACAAGAAUCUCCUCACCUUAGUGGAAGAGGCACGUGCUGGUGGUAUGUAUAGCAGUUGCUUUGAGAUCUCUGUUACUCAACAUGAUAUAUUAAGAGAUCUUGCCCUUAAUUUGAGCAACCGUGGAAACAUUAAUCAACGCCGAAGAUUAGUUAUGCCGAAACGAGAAGAUAAUGGACAGCUUCCUAAAGAAUGGCUGAGAUAUGCUGACCAACCGUUCGAAGCUCAAAUUGUUUCAAUUCACACUGGUGAAAUGAGAAAAAGUGACUGGUGUAAUUUGGAAUUUCCUAAGGCUGAAGUACUGAUUAUUAAUUUCACAUCCAGUGAAUACUUCUUACCUCCCUUCAUAAAUAGAAUGCCAAAAUUGAGAGCAUUAAUGGUAAUAAACCACAGCACUUCAUAUGCUUGUCUUCACAAUAUAUCGGUUUUCAAGAAUUUAACCAACUUGAGGAGCCUUUGGUUUGAAAAAGUUUCCAUCCCACACUUAUCAGGCAUAGUCAUGGAAAGCUUGAGGAAAUUGUUUAUAGUCCUUUGUAAGAUCAACAACAGUCUUGAAGGAAAAGAUUCAAACAUCGCCGAUAUCUUCCCUAACAUCUCAGAGCUCACGCUUGAUCACUGUGAGGAUGUAACCGAGUUACCUUCAAGCAUUUGCAGGAUACAGUCACUACAAAACUUGAGUCUUACUAACUGUCAUAGUUUAACACGAUUACCUAUUGAAUUAGGCUCACUAAGAUAUCUAGAGAUUCUACGGUUAUAUGCUUGUCCAAAUUUGAGAACACUUCCUCCUAGCAUCUGUGGAAUGACUAGAUUGAAGUAUAUCGACAUUUCUCAAUGUGUUUACCUUGCAAGCUUCCCUGAUGCAAUUGGUAAGUUGGUAAAUUUAGAGAAAAUCGACAUGAGGGAAUGUCCGAUGAUUACAAAUAUACCGAAGUCUGCAUUGUCAUUGAAUUCUUUGCAGCUUGUAAUUUGUGAUGAUGAAGUGUCUUGGAUGUGGAAGGAAGUCCAGAAGGUCAAGCUUAAUGUUGAUAUUCAAGUAGUAGAGAUUGAAUAUGAUCUAGAUUGGCUUAGAGAAUAACUGAUAAUGAUUAUGAUGUUUUUUGUGUUCGUAUUCAGAAUUCUUUGUAAAUCCUUGUUCAUAUUGUAACCUUUAUUUCAAAUGGAAAUUGUAUCAGGCCAUAAUCUUUUUGGUAGUCUAAACUCUGAAGUAACCACAGCUUCUGUUAUUA
Molecule: messenger RNA, 2623 nt
Organism: Medicago truncatula (barrel medic)
Lineage: Eukaryota; Viridiplantae; Streptophyta; Magnoliopsida; Fabales; Fabaceae
Product: putative disease resistance protein At5g47280
Exons: 6
Coding region: 1-2472 (823 amino acids)
Molecular function (GO): ADP binding
Source: RefSeq, a predicted model, not a curated record